GAGCAAUUCACAUAAAUAGUUGAUAUUUAGUGGAUUUAGUUCUCAACAAAAAUAGUUGCUAAUUAUUUUGGGUUAAUUUUUUAAACCCCAGAUGAAGAUUAGCAGUACUAAUUAUUUCAGUUGCUUAUUUUUUCUGUGUUUACUACUAUUUGUACUUGUAAAUUCAUUUGAGGAACAGAAAAUUUUGAAGAAAUCAGAAUUUCCAGAUGGGUUUUUAUUUGGAACUACUACUUCAGCUUAUCAAAUUGAAGGGGGAUUUCUUGAAGAUGGAAAAGGGUUGAGUAAUUGGGAUGUUUUUAGUCAUACUAACGGAAGGAUAAAUAAUGGAGAUUCUGGAGAUAUAGCGGAUGAUCAUUACCAUAGAUUUCAGGAAGAUGUUGAGUUAAUGCACUCUAUUGGCUUGAAUUCGUAUCGUUUCUCUAUCUCGUGGAGCAGAGUCCUUCCUAGAGGAAGGUUUGGUAAAGUAAAUCUUGCUGGCGUUACGUUCUACAACAAACUCAUUGAUUCUCUCUUACUCAAAGGAAUAACACCUUUUGUGACUCUUAAUCACCACGACCAUCCACAUGAACUCGAGGAAAAAUAUGGGGGAUGGCUUAAUCCUGUCAUGCAGGAAGAAUUUUCGUAUUUUGCUCAGAUUUGUUUUGCGAGUUUUGGUGAUAGAGUGAAGUAUUGGACCACAAUCAAUGAGCCAAACAUGUUUGCAGAAAUGGCCUAUGUGAGGGGAGUGUACCCUCCUGCUCGUUGCUCCCCGCCUUUUGGCAACUGUUCAGCUGGAAAUUCUGAUACCGAACCUCUUGUUGCAAUGCAUAACAUGUUAUUGGCACAUGCCAAGGCUGCAAAACUAUAUCGCGAGCAUUUUCAGCCUAAACAUAGGGGAUUGAUUGGAAUUGUUGUGCAUUCAUUUAUGUAUAAACCGUUAAGGAAUAAUGACAUUGAUCGUGAUGCUGCUAAUAGGGCUGUGCUAUUUACCGCUGCUUGGGUUUUCGAUCCUUUAGUACACGGAGAUUACCCUCCAGAAAUGCGUAAAUAUCUUCUAGAUGCACUACCGAGGUUCACCUCAGAUGAACGAAAGCUUAUUAAAGAUAGUAUUGAUUUCAUGGGAAUAAACCACUAUGGCACUCUGUAUGCAAAAGAUUGCAUUUAUUCUAGCUGUGUUUGCUCCAAUUCUAGUUGCAUUGCGGGUGGAGACCACCCUAUCCAUGGCUAUCUCAUUACUCUAGCAGAGAAAGAUGGCGUUUCUAUUGGAGAACCGACAGGAAUGCCUCGAUUUUUUGUCGUUCCUAAUGGAAUGGAGGAGAUUGUGGACUAUAUGAAGAAGAGAUAUCAUAACAAACCUAUGUUUGUCACUGAAAAUGGCUACGCUUCUCUGAAUCCUACUACUGCACAAGCGGAUGAGCUACAAAAUGAUACUAAGCGAGUUGAAUUCCAUAAAUCAUAUCUUGCAUCAUUGGCUCGAGCGAUCAGGAAGGGUGCUGAUGUACGUGGUUAUUUCAUUUGGAGCCUGAUGGAUAAUUUCGAGUGGACUAGUGGAUACGAGCUGAAAUUUGGGUUAUACUACGUUGAUCGCGCCACUUUAGAUCGAGUUCCCAAGCUUUCAGCAAAAUGGUAUACAAAUUUCUUGACUAACAACAGCCUCAAUGGUGAAGAAACAGGAAAGUUAAUUACAUUUAAGUAUAGUUCACAAGCAAAUCAUUUAUCAGACAAAUAGUCCUCCAACAAGUACUAUUAACUAUAUUGCUUGAACUUCUUAAAAAUAAAUGUUAUACUAGUGUCAUAUCCUUCAAAAAUAUAUUACUUUUAAGACCCGUUGAUAGGAUGCAUUAAUCAAAAUAGUCCAUG
This is a messenger RNA of Solanum verrucosum, 1839 nucleotides long. RefSeq names its product beta-glucosidase 18-like. NCBI's taxonomy places the organism in Eukaryota, Viridiplantae, Streptophyta, Magnoliopsida, Solanales, Solanaceae. Gene Ontology annotation, biological process: carbohydrate metabolic process. The transcript is spliced from 12 exons. The record is from RefSeq and is a predicted model, not a curated record. Bases 92 to 1708 code for a protein of 538 amino acids. Gene Ontology annotation, molecular function: beta-glucosidase activity.